CCCUGCCCUGCAAGGCUGCAACUUGGCCUAGCUGCAACUGCAAGCGACCACCCACCCAGUCGCUUCGAUCCCCUCCCUCGCUUUCCCGUCUCCCCAAACCCCAUCGCGCCGCGGCGGCACCAGCCAGCCGCCCCCACCUUCCGCCCGCCGCCGGAGUGCCGGGCCGUGGGGGGGCGCGGCUGAGAUGAAGGAGGUGGUGCUCCACGUCUACGACGUGACCAACAGCGACUCCGAGAAGACCAACAACACCAUCCUCCAGAUCAACCGCAUCUUCAAGGACCGCAUCGGCCUCGGCGGCAUCUUCCACAGCGCCGUCCAGGUCUAUGGCGAGGAGGAGUGGUCGUUCGGGUUCUGCGAGACCGGCAGCGGCGUCUUCAACUGCCCCGUCGGGAAGAACCCCAUGUACACCUACCGGGAGCGCAUCGUGCUCGGGGAGACGGAGUGCGGCAUCGCCGCCGUGAACCGGAUCCUGCGGGAGCUCAGCCGCGAGUGGCCGGGCCACUCCUACGACCUCCUCUCCAGGAACUGCAACCACUUCUGCGACGUGCUCUGCGAGAGGCUCGGCGUCCCCAAGCUCCCAGGUUGGGUUAAUCGCUUUGCAAAUGCCGGUGAUACUGCCGUUGUUGUUGCUGAGAACACAGCAGUUAAGUUCAGGCAGGCUAAAACAGAAAUUGUGAACGCCAGUAGAGUAGCCUACAGAUUUAUGGCAGGCCUGGCUUCAAAAAAUCAAGCCUCGCCAGAGUCUCCGGGUAACAACCAAAACAGAGGCAGCCCUACUUUCCAGGGAGCUUGGUUCAAGAACAUCAUCUCAGCAGGCGCUAAGCCAUCUUCGAGUGGAUCAACUCCCUCACAGGACACUAACGAUGGAUCCCCUCCGCGGCGGCAAAAUUCAACACAACAAUCAACACGGGUGUAGUCACUUUCAUAGCAGACCAACCAACUGUUGAAUUAAAUCUGUAGUGUAACAUUAGCUAAUAUUUGUUCAAAACUGUUGUUAAAUUGAAUUCUUAGUGUAACAGUUGAUAUUUGUUCAAAAACUGUUAUUUUCCCGUGAAUCUAUAUUCUUCCCGGCAUUGUUGAA
Messenger RNA from Panicum virgatum (switchgrass), 1081 nucleotides. RefSeq names its product deubiquitinase DESI2-like. The coding region runs from base 185 to 916 and encodes 243 amino acids. The record is from RefSeq and is a predicted model, not a curated record. The transcript has 5 exons. Lineage: Eukaryota; Viridiplantae; Streptophyta; Magnoliopsida; Poales; Poaceae. Gene Ontology annotation, molecular function: deubiquitinase activity. Gene Ontology annotation, biological process: protein deubiquitination.